Podarcis muralis (Common wall lizard) is the source of this 2236-nucleotide messenger RNA. RefSeq names its product Ras association domain family member 10 (gene RASSF10). Gene Ontology annotation, biological process: signal transduction. The record is from RefSeq and is a predicted model, not a curated record. NCBI's taxonomy places the organism in Eukaryota, Metazoa, Chordata, Lepidosauria, Squamata, Lacertidae.
UUUGCCUGAAAGGGGUAAAAUCAAUAAGAGGGAGAUCGUCUCUGAUCAAACAGUACAGCUGCUCAGACAGACACAGAGAAAAUUGUGUGAGUGUGAGAGGGGUGGCGGGAGGAGAGAACCACGUGAUAGGAAAGGAAAAAGGCGGCAGCAAAGGAAGGGCAGUGUCAGACUCCCAGGCAGAGCCGAUUGUGACACACACAGAGGCGCUGCUGGAAGCAGCAACAGAAGCAGCAAGCAGGAGGAGCUGCAACUCUGGAAGUUGGCAGUUUCCCGGGACUCCCCGGGCUGAGCGUACGCGCCGUGUGUGUCGGAGGGAGAGAGAGAGAGAGUGACGGGAAGGGGAAAGAUUGCAAAGCUUCAAAAGGAGGCGAGCCUGUGUCUUACGCGGCCAGCGGAGGACUUGGAUCAUGGAGAGCCCCAAACUGGAAUCCAUUUAGCCAAGAGGAGGAGGAGGAGGAGACGGCGUCGGGCAGGGAGAGAAGAGCCGAGAGGCUGGAGCCAUGGCUCGGCUGGGCUCGCGGGCCGUCCGACUUGGCCCGCCGCGGCACCCUUGAGCGCUUCUAUGGGGGAUCCCCCGCUGGGCGGGAGUAGCCGCGGGCCCCAGCAGCUCCAAGCCCCCAGCGCAGGCGCGCCCUGAUGGAGCCGGAGGGAAGGAAGAUCUCGGUGUGGAUCUGCCAGGAGGAGAAGCUGAUCUCGGGGCUUUCCAAGCGCACCACUUGCUCGGAUGUGGUGCGGGUGCUACUGGAGGACAGCAAGCAGAGCCGACGGCGGAGGCAGCAGCAGCAGCAGCAGCUGGCGUCGCUGCAGGAGUGCGGCGGGGGGAUGCUGUCGGGGGUCCCGCAGUCUUACUGCAUCGUGGAGAAGUGGCGCGGCUUCGAGCGGAUCCUGCCCAACAAGACCAAGAUCCUGCGGCUCUGGGCCGCCUGGGGGGACGAGCAGGAGAACGUGCGCUUCGUGCUGGUGCGCAGCGAGGCGUCGCUGCCCAACACGGGCCCGCGCAGCGCCGAGGCCCGCGUGGUGCCCAGCAAGGAGAGCCCCUGCCAGCAUGGCUUGGCCACGGCGGCGGCGCGGGCCAGCCUGGCGCUGACCCAGGAGCGGCAACGGCGCGUGGUGCGCAAGGCCUUCCGCAAGCUGGCCAAGAUCAACAAGCGCAAGGGGCAGCCGUCGGGGCAGCCCGACGAGCCGCCGGCCAAGGAGGCGCCGGCCGCCGAGAGGAUGGAGACGCUGGUGCACCUCGUGCUGUCGCAGGACCACACCAUCCGCCAGCAGGUGAAGCGCCUCCGCGAGCUGGACCGCGAGAUCGACCGCUUCGAGGCCAAGAUCCACUUCGACCGCAUGAAGCGCCACGGCGUCAAUUACGUGCAGGACACUUACCUGGUGGGCGGCGGCGGCGGCGACACGGAGGUCCCCGACGGCGGGGAGGAAAAGGAAGGGGAAGCGCAGGGGGGAUUGGAGGCGGCGACCCUCGACGGCGACCUGGAGGAGUACGCGCGCAAGUGCGAGGAGGUGGCGCUGCUGCAGGAACAGUGGCGCCGCCAGGAGGACCUGCUGGAGCACUUGGCCGGCGAGAUCCAGGAGGAGCUGAACGAGCGCUGGAUGAAGCGGCGGCGGGAGGAGCUGGCGGCCGCCAAGGGCUCCAGCGCCAGCCUCUCCGAGACGGACUGCAACACCACCGAGCUGGUGGGCGGCGGCGGCGGCGGCGGGGAGCUGCACGUCGAGCAGGAGCGCGUCAAGACGCAGCUGAGCACCAGCCUCUACAUCGGGCUGCGCCUCAGCACCGACCUGGAGGCCGUCAAGGCCGACCUGGACUCGACGCAGCGCGCCUGGGCCGACAAGGAGAGCGAGCUGCAGCGCCUCCUCGACACCAUCCGCUCCCUCGACGUCCAGGAGGAGGCGGGCGGCGAGCUCGAGCAGGAGGCGGCCCCGUCUCUCCAGCUCCCCGUCGAAGACGACGACGACGACGACGGGGGCCAGCUUCCCCCCGACCCGGCCCCGAUCACCGCGGAGGUGUGGGGGGAGCAGGCUGCGCGCGGCUUGCGCAAAGACUGCGACGACAACGACGAGGAUUCCGACACGGGCUUGAGCUCCAUGCACAGCCAGGACUCGGACUCGCUGCCCGUUUGCGAAUCCCUGGUAUAGCGGCGGCCUCCCCCCUCCCCCCACAUGUCAUCUCAGGGACCGCAGAGUUGGGCUUCCCCUCGGGUUUUUAUUAUUAUUAUUAUUUGUUUGUUUGUUU